Lytechinus variegatus (green sea urchin) is the source of this 2828-nucleotide messenger RNA. RefSeq lists its product as uncharacterized. The record is from RefSeq and is a predicted model, not a curated record. The transcript has 5 exons. Lineage: Eukaryota; Metazoa; Echinodermata; Echinoidea; Temnopleuroida; Toxopneustidae. Bases 111 to 1343 code for a protein of 410 amino acids.
CAAACGUUAAGGGCGCAGUACAGGCACUGCAAUUAUUUUUGAACUCGCUGUUUUCGCCUCUCAACUGAUUUUCGGAUUUACUUUUGCAUUUUGGCGAGGAAAAAGAAACAAUGGACACUACAGGCACAGCGUCAUCAGGUGACAUGAAGAGAAACAUGGCUGCCGUAAACCAGAUGGCGGUAGACAUGAUUGUCAAUCAGCGUGCCCUUCCAUACUCCCGAGGAAACCGCUCCAUCAGGCCCAACGGCCGCAAGUACAACUCCUACACCCCCGAAAUGCGCACCCGCAUCGCCAAGUACGCGAUGGUGGCGGGAGACCUGGAGACGGCGCAGCACUUUAGCCGUGAAUUGGGGCAUAAGGUGGCGGUCACCAGCGUGUGGCGAUUCCGAAAGGCCUACACCAGGGAGUUGAAACGGAUCCACCAGGAAGGGGCCAUGUACCAACCUAAUUUGUACAUUUCGGGGGAGAGGCGGCAGGGAGGGCAUCGGAGGUUUGUCGGAAGGAGUCGAGAUGUGGAAAUCGAUGUUGCCCCUGUUGAACAAGGCCUAGGCGAUCAGAUGGAUCUUGGGGCAGACUGCGACUGGACCCCUCCCACGGAGGCCGAGAUGAAAGUAAUCCAAGCCAAGAAAGAGAGAUCAGAUAAGAUCAGUAAGCUGAUGGGAGAUUACCUCCUGAAGGGAUACCGCAUGCUAGCCACCACCUGCUCCCUUUGCGGGACAAUCCUACUAAGAGACAAGCAACAGAAGGAUUAUUGCGUGGCUUGCAAUGAACUGGCUACAGAACAUGCCAAGGAUGACCCAGCUCUGAGUGCAGAAGCAGCAAGAUCUCAGGUCAGGGAGCAUGAACUGGUAAGGGCCUCCCCGUCAUCCUCAUGCUCGUCAUCAGGUACCGGCGGUGCUGCUUUGUCUAACACCGAUGACCGGUCCAUCACCAUCACCAAUGUUUGUUCAGUUCCUGAGACCCUCCGCACCCUCCAGCUCCAAGGAACCACUUCCACAACUGCUCAGAGAGUCCAGCAGCAGCAGGCGUCCCACACCCCGUCACCACCACCACCGCCUCCUCCGAAUCCCCAAGCCACCGUCCUCCCCCAGACGGCCGGCUCGUUGUUGAACAAUGCUGUCGCCAGUACCAGCACGAUAGGUGCACCAGGGGUCCGGCCUUGUGGGAAUCGGAACACAAGGGUAAGCCUUGUGAUUGGGCAGUCAGUGGACACGGUCUUGGACAAGCUCACAUGGGCAAGUGCGGAGCUCAGGAAGAGCACGAAUGUUGAGUCCUGCACUCAGUUGUGCAGACUCAUCCAGGCCUGUGCUGAUGCUUUGGACAGUUUGAAGGAGACAAAUUAAAAACUGAAGAAAAAUAUACAUUGAAAGACUUUGUAUCUUCCUGGUAACCAUUGUAUGGGGGGGAUCAAACGAUUUUGCUGUCAGUGUAAAGUAUCUUUGUGUCUAGAUGUUUUAUUAAUCGGACAAUAUAAGACGUAAAUUCAACCUUUUCAUCUUGUUGACUUUAGAUGUCACUAUUUCUGCUGUACCGUUGGUGUCACAACUGCUAUGCUAAAAGAAUUUUAACUUUCUAUGUGCAUGUAUUUCAGGCAGAAUCAGCAGAUUCAUAUUAUAGGUACUGUAACUGUAUGUUGCACUCUUGCACGAUUAUAUAUACAUGUAAAGCUACACGUCAAGGUCCAAAACCGACCUAGUUCAGAUGUCGAAGGGUCGAUUAAUCUUUCUUUAUUAAUAACUGUUGUGCAAUAACUUUCUUCAAAUUUGAGGCAAAAAUCACAAAACAUUCAACAGGUGCAUCCUCUGGAGGCAUAUAUCAUCAAUUUUGAAAAUUGAAUUGAAAAUGGGCACCGUCGUUGAAAGGUGGGCACCAUCCUCAUACACAAAAGCUAGUAAAAAUGGUUUUCCUUCACAGAUGGGUCAUGUACAUGCAAGUACAUAUCAUAGAUCACACACUUUAAACUUUGAUCAUGUGUAUGCAAUAUAAUGUCCCAAGUCUGGACAGUGCCCCCAUGAUUGUCUGUGCAUACAUGUAUAUGUGCAAUUUUAAUUAAAGACGACAUACAACUACAAACUCUACAUUUGCAAUACAGAGCCAAUUAUGCAUGAAACUAUCCACUACAAAUUUCGAGAAUUUCCUGCCAAUGCCUCAAAAUGCAGUUCUCCUCACCAAACCACAGUGUACAUAGAAAAGAAUGGGCACGCAGCCAUGGAGCACCAUUUUUUUUAAAAUCUUAAUAUGAGACUUGUUUUUCAUAAAUAGGAAAAAGAAAUAUAUAAUUUUGAUAUUUUUGGCACACUUUUCUGAACAUAAUUACAUAAUAUUGACUUGCCUUGUGGGGAACAUCAAAUAUGUCGCCCGCAACAGAAUCAUAUUGGCACUGAGUCUUUAGACGAGGGUAAUAUGGUUCUUUUAAGGGAAUCAUAUUUAAUGUUUCCCGGAAGAAAAGCCAAUCAAUAUUAUUAUUAUUACCUAAGGCUUUACAAUGUGUAAUUCAAGCUAUUAUUUGGAAUGAUUUAAGCCUGUUUGCUUAUCAUGACUUCUGAUUUCAGGUUAUUUAUGAACUUAGCGAAGUAACCCUUAAUAAGCAAUUGUAGUAAUUUUUUUUUCAAAUACUGAAAUUAGUGAUCAAAAUCAACUCCUACUGCAUGCGCAAGUGCAUUAGCAGAAAUAUGGCCAAUAUGCCCUCUGUUUUGUACAGGAUUCCUGUAGACAAAGCCUGGGGAGGGCAACAUGGCAAAUGUUUACCUUGUUGGUCUCGGAUUGGAAGUAGCGAUUUAUUCACUAAAAUGCCUUCCAUAAUUUAUUGAAUAUGUUUUGAAUUCACC